AUGGACAGGAUCGAGCAAUUGAAUCUGAAUAUCCAGAAUAUCUUAGAUGAUGUCGACAUUGAUCCUGCUGAGACAGAGAGUUCAUCAGAGGACGAAAAGGAAGUUGUGAUAGAAGAUAAAAAGAUCGCCGAGAAAAUUCCAGAAGUGUCAGAAGAGCCCGAAUACAGCGAAUCAGAUUACGAAGACGACAAUGACAUUGUCGAUUUUGCAGAAGCUACGGGAGAUUUCACAAAGAAACUCAACGCGGCUCGCACACAUGCUAUUGGUCCGAAUGCUGCUCGUAAUCGACUGACUGUUGACGUCGAGCGACAUGCAGACACCAACGAGGAUCGAAAACGGAAACGUGUGAAAGAUCGAGCCGACCGAGCAACUGUUGAACAGGUAUUGGAUCCCCGAACUCGUUUGGUUCUUUUCCGAUUGUUGCAACGUGGAACACUUCUGAAUAUUGAUGGAUGUAUUUCGACUGGAAAAGAAGCCAAUGUUUAUCAUGCGACUGGAACAGAGAAUGAUUUGGCUGUAAAGAUUUAUAAGACGAGUAUUUUAACGUUCAAGGAUCGUGAGAGAUAUGUUACUGGAGAAUUCAGAUAUCGUCAUGGUUACUGUAAAUCAAAUCCCCGAAAAAUGGUUGCUGUAUGGGCAGAAAAAGAAAUGAGAAAUCUAGCAAGAAUGCACGAAGUUGGACUUCCAGUUCCCAAGCCACAUAUGCUAAAAGGCCACGUUCUCGUUAUGGAUUUCCUUGGAAAAGACGGUUGGCCAGCUCCUCUUCUCAAAAAUGCAAAUUUGAGUACUGAGGAUGCCGAACCAAUGUAUGUCGGAUUGGUUCGUGAUAUGCGUCGAUUGUACCGAGAAUGCAAGUUGGUUCAUGCUGAUUUGAGUGAAUUCAAUAUGUUGGUUCAUGAUGGAAAACUAUGGAUUAUUGAUGUAUCACAAUCUGUUGAACAGGAUCAUCCACAUGCUUUGGAGUUUUUGAGAAUGGAUUGUAAUAAUGUGAACAAAUUCUUUAGAGAACUUGGUGUCAAAGUGCUAUCAGUCCGCCGUCUUUUCGAAGUAAUUGUGGAUCCAUUGAUGAAUUCAAAAGAGAUGGAAACAAUUAUUGAAGAAGAACGAGUUCUUGUGAAUUCAGAGGACGAUACUCUCUUCAUGAACGCAUUUAUUCCACAUAAACUGGAGCAUGUACUGCAUUUCGAACGAGAUGGAAAACUUGCGAAAGACGGAAUCGAGGCGAACAAUCCAUUCCAAAAUAUUGUUUCGAAAAUUGAUCUGAAAGGAAACGGAUUCGGGGAAGAGGGAAGCUGCAGUGACGAUGACGACGGGGAGAACGAGAAGAAAUCUCGCAAAAAACGAGCCGAACCAACAGAAGAGGAGAUUGAAGAGAAGGAACGGAAGAUUGCCAUGCACACACGGAAUCGGGAUGAAACGGCUGAAGAGAGGAAAUUAAGAAAAGCUGCGGUGAAGGAGGAGAAGCGAGAUCAGCGUAAAGAGAAAACUCCGAAACAUGUGAAGAAGCGAGCGCAUCGACAGCAUAUGAAGUAA
Messenger RNA from Caenorhabditis remanei, 1533 nucleotides. RefSeq lists its product as uncharacterized. The coding region runs from base 1 to 1533 and encodes 510 amino acids. Gene Ontology annotation, cellular component: preribosome, small subunit precursor; cytosol. NCBI's taxonomy places the organism in Eukaryota, Metazoa, Nematoda, Chromadorea, Rhabditida, Rhabditidae. Gene Ontology annotation, biological process: maturation of SSU-rRNA. The record is from RefSeq and is a predicted model, not a curated record. The transcript is spliced from 5 exons. Gene Ontology annotation, molecular function: ATP binding; protein serine/threonine kinase activity.